AUGUCCGACCCACAUCAUCUGCUGGCUACGGUUCCCGGAUACAAAUCAGCCCGACAGUUUGUGGAGCAGUUCAACCUUGUUGCCCGCGAGUCACCUUCUUUGCGGACAGCAGUCGCGCAAAUUCCUUUUGUCGUCCAUGUUGUAUGGAACAAACCAGAACAGAACAUCAGUCAGGCGCAAAUCGACAGUCAGAUCAGCGUUCUUAAUGAUGACUUCAACGCAGCAAAUUCUGACUUGAGCAAGGUGCCAGCCGCAUUUAGACCGUUGGUGGGCAAUCCUCUCAUCAGAUUCUUCCUAGCGAAACGAGAUCCAGAAGGCAAAUCAACGGUCGGGGUAACACGUACUCAGACGGCAAUUAUAUCGUUCGAUCACAACAGCGCUACCGACCCACUGGAUCAAAGGAUGAAAUUUACAGCCCAGGGCGGUACAGAUGGGUGGCCGAGCGACCGUUACCUCAACAUAUGGGUUUCAACGACCGACGGGGUAGUAAUCUCCCAUACUGCCUUCGGAAAGGGGGGAACAGCGACUUCUCCGUUCGACUUAGGUCGUACUGCUUCCCAUGAAAUCGGCCAUUGGCUUAACCUUUUACACAUAUGGGGGGACGACGAUGGGUGGGGCGCUGGAUUACUCUGUUCCGGUACAGACCUUUGCGAUGACACCCCAAACCAGGCUAUCCCGAACCGUGGAGGACCGGCGUUCCCACAUAUCACAUGUAGGAAUGGCCCUAAUGGUGAUCUUUUCAUGAACUAUAUGGACUACUCUGACGAUGCUACGACGGUCAUGUUUACCAAAGGUCAAGUCGCCCGGAUGGAUGCAACUCUAUCUGGGCCCAGGGCCUCGCUGGCAGGAUCGAAUUUUCAGAACUUCAUCUUACAUACUGGUACCGCCCUUCACAACACAGAUGAGACCUUUGACUUUGCGAUGACUGACUGGAACGGCGACGGCCGUCCAGACUUGGUCGCUAUCAAGAAGAGCAACACUGGUACAAAUAGCACUGAGAUACAUAUUCUUUCUGGCGCGUCGAACUUUCAGAGCUUUAUCUUACAUACUGACUUGGUCGCUAUUAAGAAGAGCAACACUGGUACAAAUAGCACUGAGAUACACAUUCUUUCUAGCGCGUCAAACUUUCAGAGCUUCAUCUUACAAACUAGUACCGCCCUUCACAACACAGAUGAAACAUUUGCCUUUGCGAUGGCCGACUGGAACGGCGACGGCCGCUCUGAUCUUAUAGUCAUUGAAAAGACCAACACUGGAACAAACAGCACAGAAACACUUAUCUUUUCCGGAGUUUCAAACUAUCAGAGUCUCUUAGCACAAACAAGUACGGCCCUUCACAACUCCGACAAAACUUUCGACUUUGCGAUGACCGAUUGGGACCGGAAUGGACACCCCGAUCUUGUUGCCAUCAAGAAACGCAACACAGGCACCAAUAGCACAGAAUUGCACAUAAUUGCCGGUUGA
Messenger RNA from Penicillium antarcticum, 1461 nucleotides. RefSeq names its product ulilysin. The transcript is spliced from 4 exons. The record is from RefSeq and is a predicted model, not a curated record. Gene Ontology annotation, molecular function: metallopeptidase activity. Bases 1 to 1461 code for a protein of 486 amino acids. NCBI's taxonomy places the organism in Eukaryota, Fungi, Ascomycota, Eurotiomycetes, Eurotiales, Aspergillaceae.